Messenger RNA from Rotaria socialis, 279 nucleotides. The record is from the annotation of a GenBank genome assembly. Lineage: Eukaryota; Metazoa; Rotifera; Eurotatoria; Philodinida; Philodinidae.
AUGCGUGCUUAUCACUACUGUUUGUGUCUUUUGGUAUUCGUUGUUAUCACCAAUGCAAGACACAUUGAACAAGCAUCUAACAAUGAUUCAGACGAAGAUGCAUAUGUUCCAAAUAAGUAUCAUAGACCUCAUGUUUAUCGAUCGAAUUUUCUCGAACAUUAUUUACUUAACUUGAUCGCUGGCAAAGGUCAUGACGACGAUCGUUAUGAUCAAACAGGGCCAUUUGAAAGGCGAAGCAAAGCUAUUACAAAAGGUGAUCCGCGAGAAUUUAUGGGCUAA